AUGAAAACUAAAUCGAAUAAUCUGUACGGGCUAGAUCAUGCCAUACUUAAUGUGACGGUUCCUCCCGAAAGUAUGUGGAUGAAUAUGGGAUAUUGGAAGAACACGACUUUGUUUCAAGGCGCUUGUCAAGCUCUUCUUGAUCAAGUACUGAUUAUGGCCGGGCUUCUCGGCCAACAUGAGUCAUCAGCUGUCACUCCAACGUCUCUGUCUUCCUUCAUCAAAAUCAUUGAUGUUGGAUUUGGGUGUGGCGACCAGUCGCUAUACUUGACAAGGAAACUCCAUCGAACAAUGAAGCCGUCUGAGAACACCGUUGCCCUGUCAUCGAUUGAUCCUAGCAAUGACGGUGAUGGUGCGCCUAGCUUGACAUCAGACCACAAAAUUCACCCUCUCUUCGAUUCAUACGUAGGAAUCAACAUAACGCCUUCCCAGGUAGAAAUUGCACAAAGGCGUCUUCUAGCUUCCGGCGAUGAGUCUACGCUUCCUUCGCCAUCGACACAAAAGGUGGAAGUUUUCUUAGCUGAUGCUGGUAAUCCCGCAUCUUGGGAUACUAAGCUUAAGGAAGCCGUCUACAGCGAGUUCACUCAAAAUACAGAGCAGAACACCCAGCCAGCAAUGGAGAUGCAAACAUGGUUAUUGGCCCUGGAUACGCUAUAUCAUUUCAAGCCGUCUCGUAUGCCAUUAUUUGAAUGUGCAUAUAAAGACAUGCAGGCUUCAAUCAUGGCAUUUGACUUGCUCAUGUCUGACAACGCUUCCCUUUGGGACAGAUUCCGACUGCGAUUGAUGUGUCUCUUUACGGGUAUUCCUUAUUCCAACUUCAUGACCAAAAAGGAAUACAAAGCCAUGUUAACCCUUGCAGGGUACGAGCAUAGCAUGAUUGAAAUGCAAGAUAUCUCAGAGCACGUUUUCUCAGGGAUUGCAAACUACAUACGGACAAAGGAAGCUGAGCUGGGAGUAUAUGGAAUGACUCUGGGUAAAUUCAAAGCCGCAGGGAAUGCAUUUGGCUGGUGGGCUACAACUGGUGUGGUAAAAGGACUCGAGUAUGUUCAAGAGCCCUCGGAAGAGAAUUCAUUUUCUGCAAUUUCCCAUGGCACCUCGACUCCCAGGCUCGUUGCAACUCUCAUCGCCGAUACAACGCACCCCUCCAAAAGCACCAUCCCAUCCCAGCACCAAGCACCAACAAGCCAAACAUUGCCGUUUCCAUUACGCCAUAAUGGCUCUGUCUUUGGCAAUGUCGACUCGCUUUGA
Molecule: messenger RNA, 1245 nt
Organism: Talaromyces atroroseus
Lineage: Eukaryota; Fungi; Ascomycota; Eurotiomycetes; Eurotiales; Trichocomaceae
Exons: 3
Coding region: 1-1245 (414 amino acids)
Source: RefSeq, a predicted model, not a curated record